This is a messenger RNA of Cuscuta campestris, 1184 nucleotides long. Lineage: Eukaryota; Viridiplantae; Streptophyta; Magnoliopsida; Solanales; Convolvulaceae. The record is from the annotation of a GenBank genome assembly.
CCCAGAAAACAACCCAAUUUUGACGCAGCCUAACUCAAGUUAUGUGAGGCAAAUUUUGAAUUAAUAAUUUCAGGUUUGGAUUGCGAUUCAGGGUCAAGUGAGGAGAAGGGAUGGAGGAAGAAAGACGGAAUCGUAAGAGGAAGAGAGAGAAGCAUCGCCGGAAACCCGCCGCUGAUUUGUCUUCGCUCCCCACCGCAGAGAAGCAUAAACCGGUCGAUUCAUCUUUGAUUUCAGUCCCCCAGAGCAAAACAAUCUCUAAACCUAAGAAGACUUCAUCUUUUAUCGACAAGAUGAGGGCGAGAUUGUCAGGGGGACACUUCCGUAUGAUUAACGAGAAGCUCUACACUUGCUCUGGAGAUGCUGCACUGAACUAUUUCAAAGAAGACCCACAGUUGUUUAGUGUGUAUCAUGCAGGAUACCAAGAACAGAUGUCACAUUGGCCUGAACAGCCAGUUAAUAUAAUUAUAAAAUGGAUUAAGGAUCAAGAUCCUUCAUUAGUUGUGGCUGACUUUGGCUGCGGAGAUGCACAACUCUCAAGAAAUGUGAAGAAUAAAGUGUUCUCUAUUGACCUUGUAUCAAAUGAUCCUUCCGUAAUAGCAUGUGACAUGUCAAAUACACCCCUUGAUUCCUCCUCCGCGGAUGUUGCUGUCUUUUGCCUUUCACUGAUGGGAAUCAACUAUCCAAGCUAUCUUCAAGAAGCUCAUCGAGUUCUUAAGCCCAGCGGAUGGCUCUUAAUAGCUGAGGUCAAGAGCAGGCUUGAUCCAAAUACCGGGGGAGCAGACCCUGGGAAGUUUGUAAAAGCUGUAUGUGACCUCGGAUAUUCCUCUGUCAAUAAGGAUUUCUCCAAUAAGAUGUUUGCACUCUUCUACUUCAAGAAGAAAAAGGAUAAGCAAAAUGUGGGGGGCAGGGGAAUCGAUUGGCCUGAACUGAAACCUUGCAUGUACAAGCGCCGCUAAGUUAUGGGCAUCUCGAUAUGGGAAUGGGAGUAAUUCAGGUUUGUAUCGGCUGGUUUGAAUUCUUGAAUACGAAAACAACUUAGCCUUUGGGUGUCAAUCCACUGUCGAAAUAGGUGAAGGUUUAUGUAUUUAACGGUCCAUUUUCUUAUAAAGAAAAUUUCAUUUUUAAGAGGAUGAUAAUUAUGUGUUCAGUUGUAUGAUGAACUCCAACAAAUUGAUCACGGUAAU